AUGACUUCCGAACGUGGGCUUGUCGAGGGCAAUGGUGAUAAGGCCGUGCCUGAACUCGUGGGUGGUGAGGCAGAGGGGGAUUCAGAGGCAGAGACGCUGAUUCAGUCGCCGGAAAAGCAAAGAACCACCGCCGAUAACGCGUCCGUCGCUGGGUCUGCGAAUGUCACUCAGCCUAAGGCUGAUGACUUGUCGGGCGAAGCAGUGGCGACCGAUGCCGACUUCCAAUCCAGAAAGCGCAAACGCAGUAGUGGCGAUGAACGAGAUGAAACACCCUCUUCUGUCUUCAGUCGUCGCAGCUCACCGUUGUCAUCGCCUCAAGUACGGACGCAUUCAGCAGAUACUGAUUCAGACGUAUCGGGUCAUAUUAUAUCACGGAGAUCGAAGCCCGCAACGGGGAAGGCUGAAGAUAGUACCGCUCGUUUGGAUGAUGUUGAUGAAAACCAGGCUCGAAGACGCCGCCCAAGUGAUAUUUUACCCACAAUAAGCAAGCAUCGGCCAAAGAACAGCGGCGCUGGGGAUCCCGGAUCUUCUGAACGACGUGAGACAAGGUCUGCGACGUACCCUCGACACUCUUCACCUGAGCGUUCUGCUUCACCUCGUCCCCCGGUGAAGAGGGAACACAGGCGCGGCGUGUCAACGCAGUUCACUCUUGGCGAUGUCGAGAGGAAAAAGCGCGGGCGUCCUCCCGCACUUCAAACCAGGAGGAGUGGUUCGGCCGAUCAUCGUGCACUUUCAGUGACUUCGGAAGAUUCGGACUCGCCGCCACGAUUAAGGCCUGCACUGCAUAAAUUUCCAUCAACAGACCAUGACACGAUGUCGCCAGCCAAAGCAGCAGCGGCGGCAGCUGCGGCAGCUCCUGGGCCUCGCAAAUGGCGUGAUAAGAAUGGGCGGACCUUCCUGUCGCGGGCUUGUAACAACAAUGACCUCGCGAUGGCGAAGAUAAAGCUCGCGGAGAGACCUGAAGACUUGAACCAGGCGGACAAUGCAGGAAACACACCGCUCCAAAUCGCGGCCUUGGAGGGUUUUACCGAAAUUGUCAAGUUCUUGUUGGCAAACAAAUGUGAAGUCAACACAAGGAAUAUCGACAAAGAAACACCACUAAUUGACGCCGUCGAAAAUGGUCACGUUCAGGUUGUCAAACUCUUACUCGAACAUGGCGCAAAUCCGCGACUGGGCAACGCUAAGGGCGAUGAACCAUACGAACUUGUGCCACAAGACGAUGAAAAUUAUGAAGAGGUCAGGAGACUUCUCGCUGAGGCGAAAGAGAAGCAAAUCAACCAACAAAGCCCAAAAGAGCAGUUUGAGCCUCUGCGCGAGACGUCCUCCAAACCCACCUCAGCCGCAAGCCCCCGAGAUUCACCACCCAUCCUAGGUCCUAGAAGUCCUCCUGCAUUGACGUCGCGACGGAGAACCGGUCGAAGUGAAUCAACAAGGAACGAUCUUCUCUGGCAAGCAAAUACACAGGAAAACCUGACGCGUCUAGCUGCGAAGGGCGAUGUUCAAGGAGUGGCGAACAUCCUCAAUAUCUUACAAAAGGCGGAAACGGAGUCCUUGAUAGCUGCAGCCAAGGCAGGCCACGAAGAGGUUUUGCAGUAUCUUUUGGGCAUGGGAGAUCCUGAGUCAGAUCCAGAACCGAUUAGACACAUCAAGCCCGGUUACAAUACGCCAAUGCUUGCGGCUAUUGGUCGUGGCCACCCGGAAGUUGUCAAGCUCCUGGUCGAACAGUCAGGCUUCAAUCCAACGAGGAGGCUUCUUAAGGGGAAGACUUACUUUGAGAUCUCGGCGGAACGAAAGGGCGAGCAGUGGCAGAAGGAGUAUGAGAUUCUUAAGGCUGCAUACAACAAGUACGCCGCUAGGAAGACUAGGAAAGCAAGCUCUCCACGGUUGACAAGAGAUUCGGAAAGAGUGAAGUCUAAAGCCUACCGCCGUUCCCAGUCGCCAGUUUCCAGCAAGCUGCGAAAGUCCAGCUCAUCCAGUCCGACUCUAACUCACAAGUCGCUCCCUAACAAAUCGCCGCAAUUCUCAAACAAGGAACGAGACCGCGAGAUUGGCUCUGCAGACAGACUCGACCGACGAAGACACAGCACAACUAGGAAAGAAGCUGCUGAUUUUUCGAUGGCGGUUUCCUCCGAUCAAGACCAAACCGUGUCUACGCCAAGAAAGGCACAUCUUAAAAGAAGGAGUCAGAGUGAUCUCCCUCAGCCUCCAACCUUGGAUUCGGAGAAUGGCCAUCGUCGACGAAGAUUAGUGACUGGAAAAGAGCAUCGACGACGCACGAGCCUCGUGGCAGAAGGAUCUUCAGACGAUGAGAAGGCCAAGAAGCCUGUCAAGGCUGAGGGCAGACCAAGCACAGCGCUCAAACGAACGAGAGACAGCUUGUCUUCCGAAUCUGCGGCGACCGAGGAAGGAGAAAAUGGGCGAAGCACUGUCAAGAAACGCCGAACAGUGGUUGAAAACAGCACCGGGCAAUGGCCUCUUGCUAUGAGAAAGAGCAGUCAAACAUCAAGCCCAACUCGGGAAAGAAAAGUCGCUAACCCUCGCCCUGAAGCGAACAACAUGGAGUUCGAAAAUCCCUUUUCUGGAGAUACUGUAGAAGUUAUGGAAAUCGCCAGCCCUAGCCACCAGAGGAAGAGCUCUGUAACAGCUGGUUCCCAGACGGGUGCUGACAAAUUCAGUGAUCCGGUGAAGUCAGAAACUAUCGAGGUUGACCCAACCGAGGCCGAGCUUAAGGCCCAAAGACAAGAGGAGGUACGCAAGGCAGAAGAAGCACGGCAAGCAGAGGCGGCGCGUAAGGCAGAAGAAGCCAGACAAGCAGAAGCGGCGCGCAAGGCAGAAGAAGCCAAACAAGCAGAAGCGGCGCGCAAGGCAGAAGAAGCCAGACAAGCAGAAGCGGCGCGAAAAGCAGAAGAAGCCAGACAAGCAGAAGUGGCGCGAAAGGCGGAGGAGGCAAGACAAAGAGCGGUAGCACAGCGAUUGGAAGACGAGAGAAUUGCCGCGGAGAGAGCUGCCGAGAAGGCUGCGGAACAACGACGAUUGGCAGAAGAGCAAGAACGAGAACGCCGUAGAAAAGCCGAAGAGGAAGCUGCGGCACUGAGGAAAAAGGAGGAGGAAGAACGUCAAGAACGCAUCAGACGGGAACUAGAGGAGCGUCAACGCCGGCAGGAGGAACAACUCCGUCAGCAACGCCUUGAGAUGGAACGGCGCCGUAGGGAGGCGUUACCCAUUGUGCUCAGCACAGCUGCCCUAAUGAUUGACAACAACGAUCCGACAGUCAGGAGUGAGGCGUGGCUCAAGAAAUUCUUGCCAUUGUUCACCGUCCGAACGGCUCAGCUUGACCAGGAAGCCCCUCCGGCAACUCAGGCUGAGUUGUGGAUACCUAACUUCCAAGUUGCAGGGCUUCUGGUGACAAAGGAUCUUCAUCUUCGCAGGUACACUUCUCUUGAAGUCCUGCCAGUAACCGCGGAGCAACGACAACGCUUGUGGCAAGUUUCGCGUGUUAUGCUUUCCUACGAAUACGAAACAAGUGGUUGGAACACCUCGAUCCAAAAGGCCAUUCAAAGAGAGGAGGAGGAGCGACCUAAGUUCAUGGCUAUGAAAGAACUUUUCUGGGUCAAGCUCUCCGGCUUCGAAGAUCAAAUCCCCCGUCAUCCUCACCUUGCGGGCUUGCGAUUGAGGCAGCAACCGAUCUCUCUGAGAACUCUCCCUCAGCAGAUGCCAAUGCCUACCGAUGAAGGAUCGCCCGUCGCUAAUGGACAGUCAUCACCUUUCUCAAGACCUUCGCCCAAGCUCACGAAUGGCGUCAACAAUUCGCAAGUGUCUCUCGUCACUGGUUACGGCAACGGAUUCACUCGUUAA
Messenger RNA from Capronia epimyces CBS 606.96, 3855 nucleotides. RefSeq lists its product as uncharacterized. The coding region runs from base 1 to 3855 and encodes 1284 amino acids. Lineage: Eukaryota; Fungi; Ascomycota; Eurotiomycetes; Chaetothyriales; Herpotrichiellaceae. Gene Ontology annotation, molecular function: protein binding. The transcript is spliced from 2 exons. The record is from RefSeq and is a predicted model, not a curated record.